Molecule: messenger RNA, 366 nt
Organism: Mesorhabditis belari
Lineage: Eukaryota; Metazoa; Nematoda; Chromadorea; Rhabditida; Rhabditidae
Source: the annotation of a GenBank genome assembly
AUGAUGUUGGUUCUCGUCGACGAUUUUUCAUUAUGUCGAUUGUUGGGUGACCGAGUGGAUCGACUAUUUUUAUGUGAUUUCGCCGACAUCUGUGUGGCAUCAAGUGGACGUCCUCUACACAUUACCGUUGACCACAAGUACAGCCCGGAGAAGCCGUCUCUUGUUGCCUACGGGACAACAGAGAAGCGGAAGACCACAAUAGCUGGAACAACAAUGACUAUAACGGCCGUUACUCCAGAAGACAAUGUUACAUCGACUAUUCGAAGAGCUGAAAUCACUGAUCAACCCGUAACUACUACGACAUCCACGCUUCAGACAACAACCACAAAAUUAUGCAACACUGUCGGUCAAUUUCGUUGUGAUCUU